CCCAAUGGGCGCGGAGUGGGUGUGUGCUUGGGGGGGCCCCGAGUUUUCGGGCGUUUCGGUGGCGCCACCACGGCGGUGUCGGGUCAGCAGCGGCGCUCAGGGGCCCAGACCGGCGGCCGGGAGCAGCCUAUAGACUGUGACAUGGAGCUGGAGGCCGUGCUGAAGGAACGAGGGGGCGCGUCCGCCGGGGAUCCCGCCCGGGUGCUGGGAGCUUGGGUGAAGCGUGGAUGGCCGGCUGCUGCUGGAGGGCCCGGCGCUGCUGACACCGAACUGAACGCUGCUGAGUCUACGACCAUGGGCCGGGCCCGGGAGCUGGGCAGUAAGGGGAGCCCCGCCGAUCUGGAGUACGAGGCGCUCCCGGAGGGAUCCACCGUCACUACACACAUGCUGGCGGGAGCCGUGGCCGGGAUCAUGGAGCACUGUCUCAUGUACCCUGUGGACUGUGUCAAGACCCGCAUGCAGAGUCUGCAGCCUGAUCCCGCAGCCCGCUACCGCAACGUCAUGGAAGCCUUGUCCAAAAUCAUCCGCACCGAAGGAUUCUGGAGGCCGAUGCGGGGAAUGAAUGUUACCGCCACCGGCGCAGGGCCGGCCCAUGCUCUCUAUUUUGCCUGCUAUGAAAAACUAAAAAAGACACUGAGCGACGUUAUCCGCCCUGGGGGCAAUAGCCAUAUAGCUAAUGGGGCCGCAGGAUGUGUAGCGACACUGUUACAUGACGCAGCUAUGAAUCCUGCUGAAGUGAUCAAGCAGAGGAUGCAGAUGUACAAUUCCCCCUACCGGCGAGUCACUGACUGUAUCAGGGCGGUGUGGCGGAAUGAGGGCGCUAGUGCCUUUUACAGGAGCUACACAACCCAACUGACUAUGAACAUCCCGUUCCAGGCCAUACACUUCAUGACAUAUGAGUUCUUGCAGGAGAGUCUUAAUCCCCACAGACAGUACAACCCCUCCUCCCACAUGUUCUCUGGGGCUUGUGCGGGAGCGGUGGCGGCUGCAGUCACCACACCAUUGGACGUUUGUAAGACUUUACUCAACACACAGGAAUCUUUGGCCUUGAACUCCCUGAAUGUGAGUGGACAUAUCACAGGCAUGGCUAAUGCCUUCAGGACGGUUUACCAAAUAGGUGGCGUGACUGCCUACUUCCGGGGGGUCCAGGCCAGGGUCAUCUAUCAGAUGCCCUCCACAGCCAUCGCAUGGUCUGUGUACGAGUUCUUCAAAUACAUCAUCACCAAGCGCCAGGAGGAAAGGAGGGCCGGCCACUGAGACGCACUGGCAAGGCACACGAUUCAGAGAAGCUCCAGACACAAGUUACUGAAUGGUUCCUAGGCUUUUAAUGUUUUAUCGCUCUUAGCAUGAGAGGCCUCUGCCCUCCACCCAAUACAACGUGCAGAAACAAACCGAUAGAAUGUCUCGUUCUUAACCAGUUCUGGUGAUAUAAUUUUUCUUCUGAUUUGUCAUGAAUGUUCAACACCAAGCACUACCAUACCUGCCAAAGCUACAGGGCCCUUAUGUUAACACCAUAUACGACCCUAUCGAUGCCUCCAUGCUGUUUAAACCCCUAUGGCCGCACCUAUACCUUAAGACCAGGCUAGAAACAGACCUUGGCUGGAGUUUGCCCAAUCAUCUCUGAGCAGAGCCGUGUGCAUAUAUGUUUAAUACCCGUCUGUUACAGCAGUAACCCUACAAGGGGGCACAUGGAAAGCUUCCAUCUUUCGGCAUGUACUCAAUAAUGUUUACCAUUGUUUCCUAUAGCAGUGUCCUUACCAAAGUCUUGUCUCAAGACCUAACAGAGUCACCCAGGCCGUUGUCACCACGCACACGAUAAAGCACUUAUACCACUUUGGCGGCUAGAGACUUUUUUUUUUUUGUUAAUCCUGGGAGAUUAUUGUAUACUGUUUUAGUAGGCCAAUUCACUUCCUUGACCUAUUUUUGUAAUACGAUGUCAUUUUCGAUGUUCUAAAUUUAAAGACCCAACCACCUCCGUGAAAUAAAACGGCAAGAGCCCCCCACAUGCUGCUAUAUUGCGUCAUGUCUCGUAGUAGUGUGCGGACCAGGCCUUGUUCCAGUGCGCUUGUCAUAGGGCAUGCAGGGAGUAUAGAACAUCGGCGCACAUCUGUUUCCUGGAAGAGAUGCCUUGUUUUGCAUACAGCAAACGUUCUUCUUUGUCUUCUAAUGACGACCUAAUGGGUGCGCACACAAUUUUUGUCCUCCCGUCAUUUACACAACUGAUGACUAUGAAUGUGCGAUAUCAUCUGCUGUAGACGUGUCCUCGUAAUCAUGGGUACGUUUUUUUUUUUUUUUUUCAGUUCUUUCUUUUGCAGUCUGGGUUCUCAUUUUAGCUGGUGGAUAAAAUGUGUAUUUCGUUUUCUCUACCGCUAUAUAACUGCAUUGGGGGGGGAAGUGUACUUGGUUUCUGGGUCUGCUGCUCUUAUGAUCUCAUCCAAAACUGUACUCUGAUUUUUAUUUUUUCCUGGUCCAAAUGCACAUUAAAAAAGAAAUUGAGACCGUGAAUAACAAA
Messenger RNA from Hyla sarda, 2512 nucleotides. It is a transcript of the gene SLC25A28, whose product is annotated as solute carrier family 25 member 28. The transcript has 4 exons. Gene Ontology annotation, molecular function: ferrous iron transmembrane transporter activity. Gene Ontology annotation, biological process: iron import into the mitochondrion. The record is from RefSeq and is a predicted model, not a curated record. Bases 142 to 1257 code for a protein of 371 amino acids. Lineage: Eukaryota; Metazoa; Chordata; Amphibia; Anura; Hylidae. Gene Ontology annotation, cellular component: mitochondrial membrane.